Molecule: messenger RNA, 285 nt
Organism: Cladophialophora carrionii CBS 160.54
Lineage: Eukaryota; Fungi; Ascomycota; Eurotiomycetes; Chaetothyriales; Herpotrichiellaceae
Exons: 2
Coding region: 1-285 (94 amino acids)
Cellular component (GO): mitochondrial large ribosomal subunit
Molecular function (GO): structural constituent of ribosome
Source: RefSeq, a predicted model, not a curated record
AUGAUUACAACCUACCUGACCAGCCUAAAAGCCACCUUCAACCCCUUCUCGCCCUCGUCAAAGAUCCCGCGGCUCUUUCUGACCCUCCUCCCGGCCAACGCCCACAAAACCUUACAGAUAAAGUCUCAAGCGCUACCGCGUCAUUCCCCCGAACCAUCGACAUUAGAGCUAGGUUUCAAAGAUGGAAAGAAAGGAAUGGGCGAGAAGGUUUCGCUGCAGGAUAUUGUCGAGGAGGUGAAUAGGCAUGCCAGGGGAUUGGCGCGGAAGGAGGAGUUGAGUGGGUAG